AUGAUAAAAACUGGUGUUAGAAGUGAGAUGAUAAAAACUGGUGUUAGAAGUGAGAUGAUAAAAACUGGUGUUAGAAGUGAGCUGAUAAAAACUGGUGUUAGAAGUGAGAUGAUAAAAACUGGUGUUAGAAGUGAGCUGAUAAAAACUGGUGUUAGAAGUGAGAUGAUAAAAACUGGUGUUAGAAGUGAGCUGAUAAAAACUGGUGUUAGAAGUGAGAUGAUAAAAACUGGUGUUAGAAGUGAGCUGAUAAAAACUGGUGUUAGAAGUGAGAUGAUAAAAACUGGUGUUAGAAGUGAGAUGAUAAAAACUGGUGUUAGAAGUGGGAUGAUAAUGCUGGUGUUAGAUGUGGGAUGA
Molecule: messenger RNA, 354 nt
Organism: Lottia gigantea (owl limpet)
Lineage: Eukaryota; Metazoa; Mollusca; Gastropoda; Lottiidae
Exons: 1
Coding region: 1-354 (117 amino acids)
Source: RefSeq, a predicted model, not a curated record